UCAGACAGAUGUCAUCAGGAAGCUAAAGCAACCGGCUACAGAGAGUUGUGUGUGUGAGACUGAGGAAGAGAAAAACACAGAGAGCACAGCUCUGCAGUACUAAAGAAAGCUUCAGUUGUCUUGCGUAGAAAACUCACAUAUGAAUGGGCCCGCGUGAUUAAAGAAGACUUGAUGGAUAUACUUUACUUGGAUAUUCCUAUGUAUUCAUGAAAUAUGCAUUAACCCUACCUAAAAGUGAGAAGCAUUAACCCAGUGGACACCACAUGAAGAAGCUGUCUGAAACAAAAAGAGGACAGUGACACUGCAGGGCCUCAGGGCAACGGGAGAAACACCUUAGGAUGGGCUGUAUUUGCAGUAGUCGGAAACCUGAUAAAGACACUGCUGAUCACUGGGGGAAAGAGAAUGGGCACAUAGACAAUUCAUUUCCGCUCCGUGGCCCACUUGCUCCCCCAAAUGAUCACAGACUGGGUUCUCCAGACCAUGAUUCAAAUAUAGUGAUUGCUCAGCAUGAUUUCCAGCCAGUUAAUGAACAUGAUUUGGCAUUCCAAAAAGGAGAUAAGCUUACAGUUUUACAAGAAAAGGGGGACUGGUGGCUUGCUAAGUCUUUGGUGAGUGGAAAUGAAGGCUAUAUUCCACGGACCUAUGUGGCCAGACUGGACACACUGGAAGUGGAGAGAUGGUUCUUCAAGAACUUGACCCGAAAAGAUACCGAGCGGCUCCUUCUGGCUCCUGGAAACAAACCUGGAGCUUUUCUAAUCAGAGAGAGUGAGACAACCAAAGGAGCAUUCUCCCUCUCUGUGAGAGACCUGGUAGCGCAACAUGGAGAUGUUGUCAAACACUACAAGAUACGGUCCCUGGACAAUGGAGGCUAUUACAUUUCACCCAAGAUCUCCUUUCCUACAUUGCAAGACCUGGUGAAACAUUACUCGAAAACAGCAGAUGGUCUGUGUCAGCGCCUGACUGCGCCAUGCAAAUCUGUCACACCUCAGAGGCCUUGGGGACAGGAUGAAUGGGAGAUUCCCCGGGAGACCCUCAAGAUGGUGAAGAAACUGGGUGCAGGGCAGUUUGGAGAAGUGUGGAUGGGGUACUACAAGAACAACCAGAAAGUGGCCAUCAAGACGCUGAAGGAAGGCAGCAUGGCUCCUGAAGCUUUUCUGGAAGAGGCCAACUUGAUGAAGGAGCUCCAGCAUGAUAAGCUGGUCCGUCUGUAUGCUGUUGUCACAAAGGAGCCCAUCUUAAUUGUCACAGAGUACAUGGUGAAUGGUAGUCUACUUGACUUCUUAAAAACAGAGGAAGGAAACCGGGUGCAACUUCCCAAACUCAUAGACAUGUCGGCACAGAUUGCAGAAGGGAUGGCAUACAUAGAGAGAAACAACUACAUUCACAGGGAUCUCCGCGCCGCUAACAUUCUGGUUUCUGAAACGCUGAAAUGCAAAAUUGCAGACUUUGGUCUUGCUAGGAUCAUUGAGACCGAAUACACAGCACAGGAAGGUGCUAAAUUUCCCAUCAAAUGGACAGCUCCUGAGGCAAUCAACUAUGGUACUUUUAGCAUCAAAUCCGAUGUGUGGUCCUUUGGGAUUCUCCUCACUGAAAUUGUUACUUACGGGAGAAUACCUUAUCCAGGCAUGACCAACCCAGAGGUUAUAAGGAACCUUGACAGGAACUAUAGAAUGCCCUGCCCAGACCAUUGCCCGUUGGAACUGUAUGACAUUAUGCUGAAAUGCUGGCAGGAAAGACCUGAAGAUAGACCUACGUUUGAAUACUUACAGUGCACCCUUGAGGACUUUUACAUUGCAACAGAAAGACAGUAUGAGCUGCAACCCUAGGAAUGAUGAUAUACAGUACUAACUUCCUGAAACCAAGUUGAAGAUAUCACUGGCAAUCACAUGUGGCCAUUUGGAUACAGUGCCUUUCCAUGAACCUGACUUCAAAAUAUAUUAUUCAAAGAAGUAUUUUGGGGGAAAAUGACUUUACCUAGUACUGCAAGAUAUGCACCUUGACUUGAAAUGCUCUGAGCACAGAAUGAAAGAAGCUUUAGUACCUUCCAGACGUGAAGAACUUUCCUUUUAUUUGGAUUUAAUCUUUUGGUCUGUCUGUGAGAACUCUUCAGAUUUCUUAUCAUUUCUUUUUCAUUAUUUUGGCUUUUGGACAGCCCUUUCUGUAAAUACUGCUUACUGAAUACACAUUGCGUAUGCUUAUACAUUUGAGGGAUAUAUUGUACUUUUGUGUGUUCAUUGACAAGAAAAAAUAUACCGUAAUGAGAAUUUUUUUUUUCAGGAAAACAUUGCUCCCAGCUUUAUUUUUCUGAAACCUGAUCUAAAAUUCAGAAAAUUUGAACCUAUUGAGAACUUUCCUGGCAAACAGCAAAGAAACCUCCUAUGCCGAAGUAACUUAAAUUAAGUAUCUGUGAACUGUGCUUUCUUUAUUUUAGUUAUCAAAAUACAGCCAUUUGCUCGCUUGCUUGCCUGCCAUCUGAAACUGCAGUUUGAACCAGAAACCAACAGGAAGGGAGAACAUUUAUAAACAACCUUAGCUAGUUUGCAUAUUUGUUCUGUGUCAUUCUAAUAUGAUACAAAAUUGUGGCAAAUCAAGAAUAUCAAUAGGUGGCACUCUUGUAUCAUUACAACUAUUCCAUAAUACCAAAAGAUACACAACUGGACCUGAAAAGUCAUCCUGCCUAUAUUUUCUCAGAACUGAAAUUUUGCUAAAAAUCACAUUCAUUUCCCAUCUUAAAAGAUCUGUAAUUAAAUUGUAUUUUUUAAUCAAGUUCAUUUUAAUAAUUGUUUCAGUUAUUAAUUCUUAUUCUGAAUAAAGCAGCAAAUGCGAGCUGUGCAAGAUGCUCGUCUCUCUUCUCUGGAAGGUAGGAAAUAUAAGAAAAAAACCUGUGUGUUGUGGGACCUGUUUGUGUUGUUGAUAAUGUUGUGUGAUAAAUUGACAGAAUGGUGGCAGGAGUUCUAAAGCAAGCUCAGGAUUAAUUUCAUCCCUCAGUUGCAAUUCUAAAUUAUAGCUCAAAUUAAGAGCUUGUGUUAUUUUUGGAGUUUCAUUUUAAUAGAGGCAAUUGAGAGUUAUGUUGUAAGGAUAUUAAUGCUACACAAUUCUUUACAGGCGGCACAGUAUUGUUAUGGUUAGCACUGCUGCCUCACUGAUCCUGGAUCCUGGGUUUGAUCCUGGUCUGGGGUACCUUCGUUGUGCAUUUUGUGUAUUCGCCUUGUUGCUGCAUGGUUUUCUCUGGGUGCUCUGGUGUCCUCCUAUAGUCCAAUGCCAUGUUAUCUAGGUUAAUGGUGUCACUAAAUUUCCAGCAUGUGUUUGUGCCCUGCAGUGGACAGGCAUCCCUUUGAGGAGGUUUCCUGCCUUGUGCCUGUUGUUCACUGGGCUACACUGCACGUCUUUUCAUUCCUGUAUUGAACUAGGUCAUCACUGAACAAGUGUGGACUAUGUGGUAUGGUGUUUGCAGUGCUACUGUACUUCACCGCUCACUAAAGGUUAGGUCUGUCACAUUUGGUGCCGAACCCCUGUAGCAGGCUCUGAGAUUCUGGACUAAGGUGCCUUCAGUGUGUAGUUUAGUGUUUCCCCUGUUUGCAUGUGAAUUUUCUCUAGGUGAUAGUUUCCACCUUCCAAAGACAUGCUGGUUAUAUUGGUUGGUGACUAAAUUUUCCAUGCGUGUGUGUCUGCAGUGAAUCGAUGUCCUUUCAGGGGUGUAGUCCUACCUUCCACUUCUUGGUUCCACUGAGAUUUAGAGACUCACAUUUGCUGUGACCCUUAACAGGAAUUAAGUGGCUUUCUGAUAAAGGAUGAGUGGGAAUAUAUUUACUUAUUUGUGGGAAUUCUGAAACCUCUUUCUCUGAAAGACUGAGUUAAAGGCAUAGACAUAAUCUUUCUUUCUGUUAUGCUGUUUUAUAAAAAUAAAAAAGUAAUGAAAACUAAAGCAAUCAUGGGAAGCUAUAAUAUGUUGUUCCUGUAAAGUAGGUUGGUGCAUUUUAGAUACUCUUUUACAGAAUAUCCCCACAGAUAGCAAUUUGAACUCAUACUGUAACUAUUAUUUAAAACUCUUUCAAUAUCCGCUUUUGGGCUCACUUUCCUGACUACAAAAAGAGAAAUUAUAGAAUUUUGUUUUCCACUUCAUGUGAACCUUUGCUGAAUUUUAAUUUUAAUGCCACUAUGGACAUUACAUUUUCUCUAAUAUAGGUCUGUUAAAUAAAUAUUUCUCUCUGUUGUUAACUGUUUAUUUUUGUUAUGUGGACUUGAAAUAAUGUAUAAAUGUGCAUAUAACUUUAUUGAAAAUAGAUAAUUUAAUAUAAUAUCUUUCCUUAUGAAAAUUGCUUUAGCUUGGGAAUGAUAAAGCCUUAAAAGUCAAUGCAGUUGCCAAUAUGCUGCAGUAUAUAGCUCUUUAAAAAUCCAAAUAAAAUUAUUUUUA
Molecule: messenger RNA, 4414 nt
Organism: Lepisosteus oculatus (spotted gar)
Lineage: Eukaryota; Metazoa; Chordata; Actinopteri; Semionotiformes; Lepisosteidae
Gene: blk
Product: BLK proto-oncogene, Src family tyrosine kinase
Biological process (GO): protein phosphorylation; innate immune response; cell surface receptor protein tyrosine kinase signaling pathway
Cellular component (GO): extrinsic component of cytoplasmic side of plasma membrane
Molecular function (GO): non-membrane spanning protein tyrosine kinase activity; signaling receptor binding; ATP binding
Source: RefSeq, a predicted model, not a curated record